This is a messenger RNA of Scomber japonicus (chub mackerel), 2266 nucleotides long. It is a transcript of the gene tm4sf4, whose product is annotated as transmembrane 4 L six family member 4. Gene Ontology annotation, cellular component: membrane. The record is from RefSeq and is a predicted model, not a curated record. Bases 494 to 1093 code for a protein of 199 amino acids. The transcript has 5 exons. Lineage: Eukaryota; Metazoa; Chordata; Actinopteri; Scombriformes; Scombridae.
GGUGGCUGCUAUAAAAGUGAAUCAGUUACAUCACACAGUGAGACAGGCAGGGGGGCUACAAUAUAAAGGCUCAAACACAGCAUCAACCAUCCCCAGAGACAGGACAGGUGAGGUAGACACGGUCGUUCAGGAGGUUCGAUAAGGUGAACAGAUUUUUGAAGGAAUAACCAAGCAAGAAAAGUUGUAGGGAGACAUUUAGCUGUAGGUUACUUCUGUGGUGAAGCUACAGGUGGAGACAAGAGGCAGAGAAAGGCUGAAUAGUCAGCCAAGAAGGCCACUGAAUUUUUGAAUAUUUGGAAAGCUCAGAGCGGACCAGACUGACAUUGGACCUUCAAUUUUAGAAGUCACAUCCUUGUUUUUGUCAGUUUAGUUCAGUUUUUUUAAUGCCAUCCUUUUGGAAGAACCAUCUUGAGUUGAGUUUUUAAGUCCACAAGAUAAUUCUCAAACCUCAGGAGUUGUUACUAUCAGAGCCAGUUCAAGCAUCAGUGCUAAAAUGUGUUCGGGCAGCUUUGCCAAGUGUCUGGGGAUCACUCUGAUACCUCUGGCGAUUGUGUGUGUGCUGUGUAACAUCCUGCUCUUCUUCCCGAGUGGAGAGUCUGUGGAACGCGAUCAAAUCACAGACGAAGUGUUUUACCUUGGAGGCAUUUUGGGAUCUGGAGUGCUUAUGAUUUUCCCAGCUCUGGUCUUCCUGGGUCUGAAGAACAAUGACUGCUGUGGUUGCUGUGGCAAUGAAAGCUGUGGGCGGAGAUUUGCGAUGCUGAGCUCCAUACUGUUUGCAGCUGUGGGUGUUGUGGGGGCCGGUUACUCCGUCAUAAUUUCUUCUGUUGCUAUAAACCACGGACCUAAGUGUUUGAAUGGAACGGAGUGGGUUUAUCCCUUCAACGAAGGCAACUACCUGUCUGACCAUGACAUGUGGUCCCAGUGCGAUGCGCCAAAGGACAUUGUGCACUGGCAUCUCUCCCUGUUCUCUGUGCUGCUGGUGAUGGGUAUAAUCCAGAUGGCGCUGUGUGCUGUGCAGGUGGUGAACGGCCUGCUGGGAGCUCUGUGUGGCGACUGCUGUGGCUGCUGUGGAGGGAGCGAUGGAGCCGUCUGAGCGCUUCCUGCGGCUGUGAGAAUCAGAGUGCAGCUGUUCUUCCUGUAUUUAUUCUGGUUUUAGGAGGAUGACAGUUUCUUGCUUUAUGCUACAGUCAUCUUUUUUUUUUGGCCUAAGAGCUCAUUGAUUGCAGUGUGAGAAUAAUCUGACAACACUGGUGAAAUGACAGAGCUCAGGUUUAAAGGGAUACAUAUUUACUCUCUAGCAAACACUAAUCACUCCAUCUUCUCAUUAUUAGAUCUGAAUGUAUGUUUUCUGCCAUCUUUUGGUUCUUAUGUCAUUUCCAAAGCUACCUACUAUAAUUAAUAUUUUUCCUCUUGCUAUAUUUGUUUCUAUCUCUUGCCUUUUAGUGAUGUAGUGGAGCGGUGUAAUUUCAGUGAACUCAUUAAAUCAAUAAACAUAUAUAUUAUAUUUUUGAUAUUAAUAUGAAAAGCAGAUGGGAUCAUGAGACGUUAUAGCUCUUUUAAUGUUAUGUUUUAAUAUCUAGAUUAAUAUUAACAAACCUCUUGGAAAAAUAUAUGAUUCAUUCUCUAAUUAUCCAGAUGUAGAGUCUCUGUUGAGAUAAGAAACUAUAUUUUCUGUUGCAUGACUGCCCCCUGUUGUGCAUUUUGGUGUUGUGUAUAAGUCUGAAGGUGAUCGAAGACUAUACAGCAGUGGUCACCAACCCUGUUCCUGGAGAGCUACUGCCCUGCAUGUUUUAGGUAUCGGCCCACUCUAACAUACCUGAUUUUUAUUAUUAUUAUUAUUAUUAUUAUUAUUAUUAUUAAUCAAGGGCUACAACACGCAGGGCAGUAGCUCUCCAGGAGCAGGAUUGGUGACCACUGUUGUACAGCAAUGAUAUGCAUUCGGGAGAUUGAGAGUACCUGUUCUGCAUUUUUGGAAAAAUUAUUAUAUGUGUGACUCUGUAACUGUCUGUUGCAACAAAUUUCACAAGUUAUGGUUUUAAACAAAUGUGUUGUAACAUUUUUUCCACUCCGAACUCUUUGUUUUCUCAGUUAGUGGUGUUACUGAAGGACUUUUUUAAAUUUACUUUUACACUGAUAUUGCUGAGAAUACAUAUGAAUAUCACUGGGUUUUUGCACUUCUCUUUUAUACACUCUUUCAUAAGGCAUGUCGGCCUUCUUAUAUGACACUAGCUUGUGUGAUCUUUCAUUAAAGUAUAUAUUUCUCUAA